Messenger RNA from Euleptes europaea (tarantolino), 2848 nucleotides. RefSeq names its product BCAS3 microtubule associated cell migration factor (gene BCAS3). Gene Ontology annotation, biological process: response to starvation; autophagy. Gene Ontology annotation, molecular function: protein binding. Bases 36 to 2810 code for a protein of 924 amino acids. NCBI's taxonomy places the organism in Eukaryota, Metazoa, Chordata, Lepidosauria, Squamata, Sphaerodactylidae. The transcript has 25 exons. Gene Ontology annotation, cellular component: cytoplasm. The record is from RefSeq and is a predicted model, not a curated record.
AAAGCGAAGACGCAGCAGGAAUCUCCGGAUUAUCAAUGGCUGCUGAAUCUCCCCGCCGCCCGAGCCGAUGUACCGGAGGAGUGGUGGUUCGCCCACAGGCUGUCACGGAACAGUCCUAUAUGGAAAGUGUUGUUACGUUUCUACAAGAUGUUGUUCCUCAGGCUUACAGUGUUACACCCCCAACAGAGGAAAAAGAGAAGAUCGUGUGGGUCAGAUUUGAAAAUGCGGACUUGAAUGAUACGUCAAGAAACAUGGAGCUGCAUGAGAUACACAGCGCUGGGAAUGAGCCACCUUUGCUGCUAAUGAUUGGCUACAGUGACGGGAUGCAGAUAUGGAGUAUACCUAUCAGCGGUGAGGCUCAGGAACUCUACUCCGUCCGACACGGCCCAGUCCGAGCUGCUCGAAUCCUGCCGUCGCCACAGAUUAGUCCGCAGAAAUGUGACAGCUUUGCUGAAAAGAGACCUCUCCUUGCCAUGUGCAAAAGCAUUGGAUCUUCUGGUACCAGCCCCCUAUACUGCUGCGUAGACCUGCACUCUUUGCGUACCGGAGAAAUGGUCAAAUCCAUACAGUUCAAAACACCUAUUUAUGAUCUCCACUGCAACAAAAGGAUCCUUGUUGUGGUCUUGCAGGAAAAAAUUGCUGCCUUCGACAGCUGCACCUUCACCAAAAAGUUCUUCGUUACAAGCUGCUAUCCUUGUCCGGGGCCAAACAUGAAUCCCAUAGCUCUGGGAAGCCGGUGGCUUGCUUAUGCUGAAAACAAGCUGAUCCGGUUCCAUCAGUCCCGCGGCGGGGCCUGUGGAGACAACAUUCAGUCCUACACGGCCACAGUCAUCAGUGCAGCCAAAACAAUAAAAACCGGACUCACCAUGGUGGGGAAAGUUGUGACCCAGCUGACGGGGACUCUUCCAUCGGGAGCAACGGAAGAAGAGAUCUUGGCUCAUAGCAAUAGUCGCCGCAGCCCCUUAGUGCCUGGAAUUGUCACCGUCAUUGAUACGGAGACGGUUGGAGAAGGACAGGUGCUUGUGAGCGAGGACUCAGAUAGUGACGGAAUUGUGGCACACUUCCCUGCACAUGAGAAACCCAUCUGCUGUAUGUCUUUCAACCCUAGUGGCAUGCUUCUGGUCACAACAGACACGCUCGGCCAUGAUUUCCAUGUGUUUCAAAUACUGACCCAUCCCUGGUCAUCUUCACAAAGCGCCGUCCAUCAUUUGUACACGUUGCAUCGCGGGGAGACCGAAGCCAAAGUGCAAGACAUUUCCUUCAGCCAUGACUGCCGCUGGGUGGUGGUCAGCACUCUCCGGGGCACAUCCCACGUCUUCCCCAUCAACCCGUAUGGAGGGCAACCCUGUGUCCGUACACACAUGUCGCCGCGGGUGGUGAACCGCAUGAGCCGCUUCCAGAAGAGUGCGGGGCUGGAAGAGAUCGAGCAGGAGCUGACUUCCAAGCAGGGUGGCCGUUGCAGUCCUGUCCCUGGGCUGUCGAGCAGCCCAUCCGGUUCCCCUCUUCACGGUAAAUUGAACAGUCAGGACACAUACAACAAUUUCGCCAACAACAAUCCUGGGAACCCACGCCUUUCCCCUCUUCCGAGCCUGACCGUAGUGGUACCUUUAGCUCAGAUCAAGCAACCCAUGACUCUGGGAACCAUCACCAAACGCACAGGACCUUACCUGUUUGGAGCAGGAUGUUUUUCCAUAAAAGCUCCGUGCAAAAGCAAACCAGCUCCGCAAAUUUCACCCAGCAAAUCUCUGGGCGGAGAGUUCUGCGUUGCAGCCAUCUUCGGGUCCUCGAGGUCUUGGUUUGCAAGCAACCCAGGUCUGAAAAGAGAAAAAGAGCAGUCCAAACAGUUUGUAGUGGAGUCCUUGUAUAUCAUCAGCUGCUACGGGACUUUGGUGGAGCACGUCUUGGAGCCCCGACCACUCAGCACCGCCCCAAAGAUCAGUGACGACACCCCACUGGAGAUGGCCACUUGUCCGAGGGCCAGCUGGACGCUGGUUAGGACUCCCCUGUGGAAUGAGCUGCAGCCGCCCUUUAACGCCAAUCAUCCGCUGCUCCUGGCUGUGGACGCCGUGCAGUGCUACCAGUAUCUGCUUGUGGGCCUGGUUCCUCCUGGAAGUCCAGGACCCAUCACUCGGCACGAAUCCUAUGACAGCUUAGCCUCUGACCACAGUGGACAGGAAGAUGAAGAGUGGCUUUCUCAGGUUGAAAUUGUGACCCACACCGGACCCCACCGGCGCCUGUGGAUGGGCCCCCAGUUCCAGUUCAAAACAAUUCAUCCCUCCGGCCAAACAACAGUCAUUUCAUCCAGUUCUUCAGUGCUCCAGUCCCACGGCCCCAACGAUACCCCACAGCCUCUCCUGGACUUCGACACGGACGAUUUGGACUUAAACAGUCUCAGGAUCCAGCCUGUUCGCUCUGAACCCGUCAGCAUGCCAGGGUCAUCCCGCCCAACUUCGGAUCGCAGAGGGAUUUCCACAUUGACCGAUGCUACCUCAGGUACCUUCGAUCGAAGCAUGACCCUUCUGGAAGUCUGCGGGAGCUGGCCCGAGAGCUUCGGUCUGCGCCACAUGUCUUCCAUCGAACACACGGACGAGGGCCUUAGGGAACGGCUGGCCGAUGCCAUGUCUGAAUCGCCCAGUAGGGACAUAGUGGGAUCUGGAACAGAGCUGCAGCGCGAAGGAAGCAUAGAGACUCUCAGUAACAGCUCUGGCUCCACCAGCGGAAGCAUUCCACGCACCUUCGAGGGCUACCGAUCACCUCUUCCGACUAACGAGAGCCAGCCAUUAAGUCUGUUUCCUACGGGCUUCCCGUAAACAGGUCCCACCAGUCCAGGAGAAGGAAAAAAAUCAGA